CCAAAAACAAUGAGGCUCAUCGCGCUCCUGGCCUUCCUGCCCCUCUGCGCGUGUGGCGGUUCGCCGGCCGCGGAGGGCGCAGACCGGGGUGAGCACCUCAAGGAGUGGGCGCGGAUCACCGAGGAGGCCGCCGCCGCAGAUGGGCCGCCUCUCUCCUCGCUGCCGCUGGCAGAGGAGUGGUACCAGGUGACCAUCGCGGACGUGCCGGUGGGCUACAUGAACACCCUCACGAGCGUCGACGACGACGGCUCGGCGCGCUCGAUGGAGGUGAUGGACGUGCAGGUGAACCGCGGCGCUGACACAUCGCGGAUGGCGUUCGAGACCGUCUUCCAGGAGGCGCCGCUGCAGCCGCCGUCGCUCGAGGUGCUGGAGGAGGCGCAGCGGUCCACCGGCGGCGUCACGCUCAUGGCCUACGACCAGCGCUUCGCCAACAACGAGGUCAAGAUGGGCCUCACCUUCCCGGACGGCGAGAUGAAGCUCGUCUCGUUCAACGGCGAGAAGGAGCACGUGUCGAUGCUGCCGCGGCCGGAGCAGGCGUGGCUCGGCCGGCUGCGCGCGAGGCUCGAGUUCACGCGCCAGUGCCGCGCCGGCGCCACCGAGAUCGUCGUGCAGACCAUGCGGCCGGAGCUGGGUCCCCGCGUGGUCAACCUGACCUCGACGCUGAUGCGGAUAGACAAGGCCUGGGACGGCACGCAGAUGGUGGAGGCGUCGGUGUGGGCGGUGCAGAUCUCGGACGUGCCUGUCAACAUGACGGAGGCCUACGAGACGCGCGGCGCGACUCGCUGCUACCGCAUGCUCCAGAUGGGGCUCGACAUGCCGUUCGGGUACCUGCUCGCUUCUCUCUCCGAGAAGGAGCCCGCGCUCCAGUCCGCCGAGCCAGACGCCAACCGGCCUCUCCCCGAGCUUGUGUACACGAUGUUUGUCAUCCUCGACCAGCCGAUCGAGCGGGUCAACGAGGCGGCGGCGGCGAGGAUGGUCGAGAUCUCAGUCGGCAUCAAGGCGGGCUCGUCGCGCGCGCCCGUCGACCUCAAGCUGCCGACAGGCGAGAGCGGCUACCAGCGCGUCGAGCCCGACCCGGACGACGCUGCGCGGCUGCGGGUGUGGGUCGACUUGAUGGCGCCGCAGGACGCGACGCCGGAGGAGCUUGCCGAGACCGACUUCCGGUCGCCGAGCGCCAUGAUCGACUCGAGCGACGAGGCGGACCCGCUCUGCGCCGAGGACGGGAAGCCGCUGCCCAAGGGGCACACAAACGGCAAGCUGCCCAUCGCGCUCGCCGAGGAGCGUUGCGCCGCGCGCGGGGAGCUCGCCUACGCGCUGCGCCAGAUCGUGCACGAGCACAUCGAGGACAAGCACCUCUCCACCGCCUACGCCUCCGCCUCCGAGACGGCGCGCACCGCCUCGGGCGACUGCACCGAGCACGCCGUCUUGCUCGCGGCGGUGCUGCGCGCGCGAGGCAUCCCGUCGCGCGUGUGCCACGGGCUAGUCUACGUCGAGCAGGGCGGCUCCGCCAUCGACGGGCAGGUGCACGUCGACGCGAGCGGCAACGUCGAUCCGGCCGGCGGGCGGUUGACGGGGCAGUACGGCUGGCACAUGUGGACGCAGGCCCUGAUCGCGGGCAAGUGGAUCGACCUCGACGCGACGCUGCACCUGCCCUUCACCGUCGGGCACGUGCUCGUCGGCACCUCCUCGAUGGCGGACAAGGACGCGCACAACAACCACAUGCAGAUGGCGGCGCUGAUUGGCAACCUCGAGAUCACCGUCCACGACGUGAGCCACUCCUUUGAGCGCUGAGCGCACCGGCACCGACCCCGCGCGCGUCCCGCCCCCCACUCUCGACCACCCCAGGCUGGACGCUCGGUACGCCGUCGCUGGCUCGCCGCGGCGGGCCCGGCGAGAGCUUGUGGCCGGCACUGCUCUGCACGGACCGUGGUGGUAGCGUAAAUGUGCAAAAGAAACUAUACUCUCGCAGAUGGCAGAAGCCUAGGGCGGCGGCUUCGAAAAGAAAAAGUUACUUAAACGU
Molecule: messenger RNA, 2020 nt
Organism: Emiliania huxleyi CCMP1516
Lineage: Eukaryota; Haptophyta; Isochrysidales; Noelaerhabdaceae
Exons: 11
Coding region: 10-1791 (593 amino acids)
Source: RefSeq, a predicted model, not a curated record